UUUGCUCUAGGAAUCAUCAUCUUCUGUAAUACCAGUGUAAGUGGAGUCACCAGGCAUUCCAAGAGAGGCUUUGGGGAACACGAUGUAAACAAGCAAGCAAGAGAUCAUGCUUCACUGGUCAUGAACAGAGAUGUGGUGGAGUGUUGCUUUGGAAAAGAUGAGCAUAAUCCACUUUCAACUGAUCCACAGUAUGCAGCAUCUUCUUUGAGGAACACAAAUCUGCACAUGAUAAUGGAGAUUAAUUACAAGCAUAGGCAUGAGUGGUUUGCGUGUCUUCUGUCCGUUUCCUCCAUCCAUUGCUCUUUUCCCAUUUCCAAUGAAGCAUAGGCAUGAGUGUUUUGUGUGUCUUCUGCGAAGGGGGUGCAAUGAAGCCAAGGCACUCAUGGCGAAGCGUGCCAGCGUUGUCGCCGCCCCUGGCUGCGGUGGUGCUCCACCCUCAAGGAGCGUCCCCACGUGCUCCUCUGCACUCUGCAGCGCUAUAUGAAUCAAACUCCUCGGUGUGUCCAUUGCAUGACCCUCUCCUUCCCCUCCUCCCCACAGAAAACUCAUCUCUCUUUCUCUUAUGGAGGUUGAAGCCCACCACGCUCACCUCUUCCGCUCCCAACUCCUAACAAAUAGUGAAAUCAUCGGCAGUGAAGCGGACCAGCCAGGUACGUACGGGUUGCGGGAGGGAGUCGUCGCGCCGGUUGCCGAUGCUGCCGUUGCGGCGGCAGCGUCGAGGAAGCGGCCGCGCCCACCAUCGUUUCUUGGCGGUGACGGACUCUGUUACGUGCAGCAGCAGAUGUGGGACUUCGAUCGCCUCGUCUUGCAACACGCGGAGAGUGUGCGAGCGGAGCUGGCGGUGCGUCGGCAUGGGUUCGCGAGGCGGGUCGUGGUGGCGUUGGAGGAGGGCGUGUUGGAGAGGCUCAAGGCCAAGGAGGAGGAGAUCGCGAGGGUCGGGGAGCGGAACUGGGCGCUGGAGGAGCGCAUCAGGAGACUGCGGGUGGAGAACCAGGUGUGGCGGGACCUGGCGCAGAGAAGCGAGGCGGCGGCCAACGUGCUGAGGGCCAACCUCGAGCAUGCUCUCGCGGCGGCGCAGGUGAGGACGGAGGAGGAGGCUACGGCCGAAAACGCCGAGUUCUGCCGCUCCGGAACCAACGAAGAGGGAGAGGCCGCCGUCGGGAGGGGGUGGGGGACAGCCUGCCGGAGCUGCCGCGAGCGCGAGCCGUCGGUGCUGCUGCUGCCAUGCCGGCAUCUGUGCCUCUGCGCGGCGUGCGGCCCCGUCGUGGACGCCUGCCCCGUCUGCAGCUGCACCAAGAAUGGCAGUGUCCAAGUGAACAUGUCUCGAGUCCAAGAAAGGUAAAAAGUACUGCACACACGAUUAUUCUCGUUCUUUCCUCCUCCUUCCCCAGCGUCAGUAUCUUCUCCUUGGUUGAUUCUGUUUCUGUUCUUCCUAAGAAAUCAAUUUUUUCUUGGAUUAUGUAAAUAUACUUCAUGAACAUAAUAUAAAUGCA
Messenger RNA from Musa acuminata AAA Group (dessert banana), 1493 nucleotides. Its product is annotated as probable BOI-related E3 ubiquitin-protein ligase 3. The record is from RefSeq and is a predicted model, not a curated record. The transcript has 3 exons. Gene Ontology annotation, molecular function: ubiquitin-protein transferase activity. Gene Ontology annotation, biological process: regulation of programmed cell death. The coding region runs from base 563 to 1342 and encodes 259 amino acids. NCBI's taxonomy places the organism in Eukaryota, Viridiplantae, Streptophyta, Magnoliopsida, Zingiberales, Musaceae.